Messenger RNA from Nicrophorus vespilloides, 2164 nucleotides. RefSeq names its product monocarboxylate transporter 7-like. Bases 452 to 2059 code for a protein of 535 amino acids. Gene Ontology annotation, molecular function: monocarboxylic acid transmembrane transporter activity. Gene Ontology annotation, biological process: monocarboxylic acid transport; transmembrane transport. Lineage: Eukaryota; Metazoa; Arthropoda; Insecta; Coleoptera; Silphidae. The transcript is spliced from 6 exons. The record is from RefSeq and is a predicted model, not a curated record.
CAACAGAGUUUCGAGCGCGGACCACAGUCCGAGUCCAGUUGACUACGGCGCUCGGAAAGUUUAUUUUCGUUCGCAGAAACGCACACAAACAUCCACAACACAUCAGAUCCAAGUAUCAUUCAUGAACUUGAAGGAGUGAAAGAAGUCGCCAAGGAGAAGAGUUAUUUAUUUUCGUGAUCUGUUUAAUUUGUGUGCGAGGUGCGGGUCGCUUAAGUACAACGUUCAAUUGCGCCACUUAAGAUUUAUUGAAACGCAUGCAUCACUAGUAAUUCGUGCGGAUAGUCGUUGGCGCGCGCUUCAAUUCAUCCGAUAAGAGUGUGAUGGUCAUCUUUUCCAAUUUUUAGUAUAACCGAAAUCGUAUAGAGCAGUGUAAUGAGAGCGUCCCACUACUGACGAUCUCGUUCAGCUGUUUCCAUCCUAGUAUAUUUGAUUAGAUAUAGUGAACCUAGAUAUGAGUCCAAGGAAGAAGACGGUGCCACCCGACGGGGGAUGGGGAUGGGUCAUCGUUCUAGCUUAUGCCUUAAACCACUUGAUUAUGAUUCCGAUCAUGCAAAAUUUUGGAUUGAUCUUCAAAGACACGUUCGCCGCCAUGAAAUUUUCGGCCACAGAUGGAUCGAUCAUUAUAAACAUGAACGCGGCGGUCUCAAUGUUCACAGGACUCAUCAAUGGACCUAUGCUUAAGUAUUUUGGAUACAGGAAGGUCUCAUUCGCAGGAGCAUUAUUCACCACAGUCGGAGUAAUACUCACUUCAUACGCCAGAUCUUUUACUGCAUUUUUAUUCACAUACGGAUUCAUUACCUCUCUGGGAAUGGGUAUGGGAAUGGGAUCGUAUCCGUUCGCGCUGAACUUGUACUUCCUGAAGAACAGGAGCAAAGCGGCAGGAAUUGCCAUGACAAUAACAGGAUUAGGUCCAGUAGUGAUGCCUCUGCUGAUCAGUUUCCUAAUAGAUAUUUACGGUGUGACUGGAGCUGUGUUAAUCAUCGGAUCUAUAUCCGCCCACUCGUUUAUCGCCGCAUGCCUUUUGCAGCCCGUGAAGUGGCAUUCAAGGAAAGAGGACAUCGAUGAAGAAAAUGGAGAUGCAACGAAGGAGGAAGGUGAGGUCCUGAUCGAGGAAGGGAAAAGCUGCGGUUUGUACGAUAAGAACAACCCGGUGAUGCAAUCCAUCAUCUCGAUUGAUCACGAUACCGAGGUGCAGGCAAUUUAUGGAUUCGAUACGCCGCUCAACGGAAGCGUUAUGUCACUAAAUCAAGGCGUCAAGCAACGCAGAUACUCGUUCGUCAGUUACAAAUCGGUGAUUGAGGGAAAAGCGCCCUUCGCCAGGUCCGAAAGCGAGAUCAAAGAGGAGAAGAUCGAGGACGUGAACAAGGAGAACGAGGUCGCACCGGAAAAGAAAAAGAAAGUCGGGUUUUUUAAGAGAAUCCUGACCACCAUCGUCAAUAUUUUCGAUCUAACUUUGCUGAAGGAUCCGAUCUACGUAAACAUAAUGUUAGGAAUGUCUUUAGCCGUCUUCGCCGAGAUCAACUUCUCUCUAUUAACCCCAUUCAUUCUCGACGACUUCCAUCUAACCACUUAUCAAAUCGCUAUCUUCCUUUCAACCCUUUCCACAGCCGAUAUAAUCUUCAGAUUCAUCGCUCCCUUCAUCGGUGAUUUUCUAAAUAAACCAGCCAGAAUCAUGUACAUGGUCUCACUACUUCUACUCAUCGCAACGAGAUUCACUCUUGUAUUUUUCGAGAGUUUCUAUGAACUGCUCGGAGUGGCGAUAGCUCUGGGAAUAGCGAAAGGUAUACGUACUGUCUACUGGACUUUAGUAAUUCCAAACUACGUUCCCAUCGAACGUCUAGCGAACGCUGCAGGAUUGCAGAUGGUAGUUAAUGGUCUAUUCAUUAUGGCUGGAGGACCAGUUUUAGGUUUAAUUCGUGAUAUAACUGGCAGCUACAAGCGCUGCAUCUACGUUAUAAACAUAGUCACUUGCAUGACGUUAAUCAUGUGGACGACGGAGCUGCUGUACAUGAGAUACAAGCCAAAGAAGAACGUCGAGAAGCCGCUUCGGGCUACAUAAGAUGCAAGAAAAGAAUAUCUUGAGACGUUGAUGUUGGUUCAAAGAUUUUUGCAACUAAUUGUGAUAUUUUUUGCUGGCAAAAACUAGUUGAAACCGCGGCUCAAA